Malus domestica (apple) is the source of this 495-nucleotide messenger RNA. RefSeq names its product F-box/kelch-repeat protein At3g06240-like. The record is from RefSeq and is a predicted model, not a curated record. Lineage: Eukaryota; Viridiplantae; Streptophyta; Magnoliopsida; Rosales; Rosaceae.
AUGAAAUGUUGGGCUUCUACCUAUGCAUCUCGGAUUUUUAAAACUCUCUUUGUUUCAAAUGACCGUCUCCUUUACAUGGACUACAAAGCAUUGAAUGAUAAUGAUGCUUAUGUUCCGAAAAGAAAGCUUGCUUGUCCCUCUGUAACGACCUCGGAAAUAUUUGUUAAUCUUCUGGGUUCUUGCAAUCGCUUGGUAUGUCUAGCAAUUGAAGACAGCGACGAUUACGCCAACAUUAUCUUAUGGAACCCCUCUACCGGAGAUACCACUGUCUUACCAAAACCUCCGUUUAACAAACGAUUUUACGAGUUGGGAUCCGACGACAAGCUGUUUUAUGGAUUGGGAUAUGAUUCCUACAAUGAAGACUACAAGGUAAUAUUGGGCAGUCGAGAUACAACCGAAACAAAUCCUUUCCAAACUGCGAUAAACGUCUUCACAGUGAAAACAAAUUCAUGGACAACUUGUCAAGAAGAAGAAAUCAAUUUCCUUAAAGGGUAG